AUGGAACGUGUGUGGAAUUAUGGGAAUAGGGCAUUUGACAGAGCGCUCCCGAGAUACCUGACGGAUUCGCUUAUUGUUAAUGGCAAAGCCCGAUGCGAUUCUUGGUCAUAUGGUUUUCGGACGUGCUCAAGAAGGUGGUUGAAUGUGCCGGCAAAGGAUAGACUAUUAUAUAUUACGACACCAAUAUUCUAUGUGAAUGAUAAACCCCAUAUAGGACAUUUGCAUUCAGCUCUUGUAGCUGAUUGUUUGAAGCGGUUUUUUGAACUACGCGGACAUAGAAUUCAACAAGCUGCCGUAAAAGCAAAGAAGCCUAUGCAAGUAUUUUGUGACGAAGCAUCACAAAGAUUUCGGGAUUUGUUUGAUGCGGCGAAUAUCCAGUAUACAACCUUUAUUCGUACGACUGAGAAGAGACACGAAAAAGCUGUUUGUUUCUUCUGGGUGAUUAUAACUCUUGAUAGACACUAUGUAAUGGAUGGCAUCCAUGAGGGUUGGUAUUCCAUUUCAGAUGAGGCUUUUUACACGGAAUCAGAAGUAUCCAAUGUAACAGAUAGCAAGUCGGGUGAAAGCUACAAGAUUGCGUCGGAAACAGGUAAAAGAGUAGAAUGGACCCAGGAAGAGAAUUACAAGUUUCGAUUGUCUGAAUUUCAGGAGAGACUAUUGCAUUGGUUAGCCACAGAAUCAAACGCUGUUGUGCCAAGCAAUCGAUAUAAUGAGGUUAAAUCAUGGAUUCAAACCGGCUUGUCAGAUUUGUCAGUGUCUCGAUCAAGAUCUCGAUUAAAUUGGGGUAUCCGCGUGCCGGAUGACCCUGAACAGACAAUAUAUGUAUGGCUAGAUGCAUUAAUCAAUUAUCUUACGGUUACGGGAUAUCCAUGGCCUGAUAACUCUGUGUCUGCUGCCGAUCAUGGAUGGCCACCACACGUCCAUAUCAUUGGAAAAGACAUAUCUAGGUUUCAUGCUGUCUAUUGGCCUGCUUUUCUGAUGGCAGCGAAUUUACCACUUCCGAGACAAGUAUUUGCUCAUUCUCAUUGGACAAUGAAGAAGAUGAAAAUGUCCAAGAGUUUAGGAAACGUAAUCGAUCCGUUGCAGGCUAUGGAUAAAUAUGGUGUUGAUGCUAUUCGAUAUUACUUGAUGCGCGAUGGAGGCAUUGCUGACGAUAGCGGAAAACUGAUUUUUAUUCCAACAGAUUAUUCCGAGCAAAAUAUCCAAUUCCGCUAUAAAAAAGACCUGGUUGGACAGUUGGGCAAUUUAGUAUCACGAAGUGCUUCAAACACGCUCAAUCCGAAAUUAUUAAUACCGCAAAAUCCGAAUAAUAACAGCUCUAAUUCCGAUGAUCUUGCUCUACGGGAUAAAUUACAAAGUUUACCUGAUAUCGUAGCAGAGCAUUAUCAAAAACUCAACUUAAACAAAGGACUAGCUGCAAUAUUCGAUACUCUUGCCGAGGCAAAUCGACACUUUACCAUAUACGAACCGUGGAGACUUGUUAAUGAUCCAUCGCAACAGGACAGGCUAAACACUUCGCUAUUCUACGCAGCAGAAUCUGCGCGCAUAGCCGGAAUACUCUUACAACCAGUAAUGCCAACGAAAAUGUCGCGGCUACUGUCUAAACUCGGCGUAAAACCAAACGAGCGUACGUGGGAGCAUGCCAAGUUUGCUCAUGGAUGGCCAGCCGAUGUUAAUACUCCUCGAAUGUUUAGCAAAGAGUCUAGCGUGAUCUUUCCCAAAUUCUAA
Messenger RNA from Paraglomus brasilianum, 1728 nucleotides. NCBI's taxonomy places the organism in Eukaryota, Fungi, Glomeromycota, Glomeromycetes, Paraglomerales, Paraglomeraceae. The record is from the annotation of a GenBank genome assembly.